Messenger RNA from Melampsora larici-populina 98AG31, 1791 nucleotides. RefSeq lists its product as uncharacterized. The record is from RefSeq and is a predicted model, not a curated record. Lineage: Eukaryota; Fungi; Basidiomycota; Pucciniomycetes; Pucciniales; Melampsoraceae. The transcript has 3 exons. Bases 1 to 1791 code for a protein of 596 amino acids.
AUGGAGGAUCUUACCCAUACCAAUGUUUUAACCCAAAUUGGUGAGGAUAUUAUUCCUGGUGACCGCCCACCUACUCCAUCCACGAUGGAUAUGGACACCGACUCCGAAGACCAAGAUUUGGAUGACUCCAAUACCCAAAUCAAACCAGAUGCAGCCAAAGUAUUGUCCGCACCCUCGCAUCAGGCCUUUCCACAAGCUCCUACGGUUCCUGGACCUCUCUCUCAGUUACAAUCAUCUGGAUUGUCCAAAGCGGAAUUGCGGCAUGUGACCAAGGCUGAGUUCGAGCGGAAUUGCUCCCAUCCGGUUCCUGUGCUCCGUCAGCUGCAGACUGGCCCUGACAUCCCGGAUGAUGCAAUCAAACACAUGGAGGCUGCUGCUGCGAUAUGUGAGGCCAGAGUUAUCAAUCUGCGUAAAGGCAUUCAUCCACCACCAAGCGACAAGGUAAUUGUCAUUGACUUAACAAGAGAUGAUAUGCCUGAUCCUACUGUCAUUCGACGAUCGGACCGUCAGACUAGUGGUGUCAAGAACUAUGCUGGCUCCCAAGUCCCCACCACAAAAAGACCACGUCUUGCACUUGAUCCGGUCCGAGAUGAUGGUGAAGAAGAAAACCCUGAGGAGGAAGAAGAUGACUUGGACCAACCAAAUGAUAGAGACAACUUGGACUCUACGAUUCUUCCGAAUGAACAACAAAACAAGCCAGUCCCUGAUGAACAUCCCGUACAAACUCAGACUCAAAAAACUCCUCUACGUAAUGAAGCUGGAAGUUCUUCUAAUGAACAACCAAGUCAGCCAGUUCCUGAGAAAAAUCCGUUUCAAACUCAGAAUCAAGAAUCUCCACCGGAAUCUCCUCCACGGAAUGAACUUGGACCUUCUUCGAAUGAACAAUCAAGUCAGCCAGCUCCUGAGAAAAAUUCGGUUCAAACUGAGACUGAAAAAUCAACUUCAACGGAAUCUCCUUCACGUACUCAAGUUGGAACUUCUUCAGGUCCAACUCAUUCCAACUCUUGUUCGCCCAAAACUAUUGAACCAGUCACACAUCAGAUUGAUCCUAUCACGAAUCCCACCUCCAACUCAACCAUUGAUCCGAGAAUUGAUCCAAACAUCACUGUCCAAACGGUUUCAACUGGAGCUAGCUCUUCCACCCAGGCAGCAAGUAGCUUGGGACCGGCCUCUACCAAUCCCAAUGCAGCACUUGAGAACUCUGCACCACCCAAAGAAUCUGCCGAAUUACCUUCAACAGGACAGAUUACGAACCCGGUGGACAAAUGUCUUGCAUCUUCAAGCAAUGACAUCCAAUUGCCUGAGGACGACCUGAACCAAUUGGACUUAAAUGCUAUGGACAUUGAUCUGCCCACUGACAAACCGAUGAUUGAGCCUGAUACACACAUGAUCAGCGAUCCGGAAGACACUCCUAGAGUCACGCCUCGCUCCCUCUUCAACAUCAACAAAGAGGUCUUUAUGGAAGCUUUCAAGAUGUUUCCCAUCCGAAUCUCACGUGCAAAAUAUGCAGAGGGACGCGACCUUGUUUUAAAUUUGUUAAUGUUGAGAUCAAAACAUAUUCCACUCCUUGUCAACCCAAGAUAUGGAAUUCCAAAGGGUGUUACCUUUUCAGACUCUGAGAUGAUGUCUCCGGGGGAAUGGAUUCAAAACCUGACACAACAAGGUGUUGAUUUCUUCUCACCUCAGCAAGGAGAGCUGCUGUUCAGUUCCGAAAUUUGGACCCCUAUCUUAUUCCGACCGGAAGAUGAUCCUCCAAAAAACAAGACUUCAAUGGCUUUCCAAAUCUAUUGA